This is a messenger RNA of Amphiprion ocellaris (clown anemonefish), 3500 nucleotides long. RefSeq names its product crystallin, zeta (quinone reductase)-like 1 (gene cryzl1). The transcript is spliced from 13 exons. Gene Ontology annotation, molecular function: oxidoreductase activity. The record is from RefSeq and is a predicted model, not a curated record. The coding region runs from base 169 to 1227 and encodes 352 amino acids. Lineage: Eukaryota; Metazoa; Chordata; Actinopteri; Pomacentridae.
GAUAGAAGCAGCAGAAGAAGAAGCAGCAGUCAGCUGAUUCAAGCUAGCAGAAAUUGAAAACUAGCAGCCUGGUUCCCUCUAAAACAGACACAGCUAAUGUAUGAACAGAAUUAUUACAAGUUAUUUACCUAUUUUUAAGUCUUCCAGGCGAAUUAACGGAUUAGCAGGAUGAAGGGUUUGUUCUGUCGAGCCGGUGCCACUGAUGCUGAACCCAAGUUCGUUAUUCAGGAAACGACUCUCCCAGAUGUGUUGACCAGCUACCAGGUGAGAGUCCAGGUGAAGGCGUGUGGACUGAGCCCGCUGGACCUCAAGCUGCUCAGUGAUGUUGGGAUCCAGAGAGAUUUGAUUCCCGUCGGCAGAGAGGUGGCCGGAGUCGUCCUUCAAGUCGGUCCCAAGGUGACCUUCUUCCAGCCGGAGGACGAGGUCGUAGGUAUCCUUCCUCUGGACUCCACGUGUUCUGGACUCUGUGAUGUUGUCGACAUCGACGAACACUAUUUAGUUCAGAAACCAGAGAAGCUCAGCUCGGUUUGUGUUGCAGCAGCGUUGCGUGAUGGUCUUUCUGCGUACACUGCUCUGCACACUCAUGCUCGCAUCGCAGCCGGACACACACUGUUGGUGAUGGACGGAGGCAGCUCUUUUGGCCUCAUGUGCAUCCAGUUGGCUUGUUAUCACGGCGUGAAGGUUCUGACGACGUCACAUUCGCCUCAACAACACACAUUUCUGGAGCAGGUUCGGCCCAGCGUCGGUGUUCAGGAACCUUUAGUUGCCAGAGUUAUUCCGGUUUAUAACAACUCAUCCGACCUGCUGCCGGUGGUUUUGGAGGAAACAGGAGGACUGGGAGUGGAUAUAGUCAUAGAUUCUGGAGUUUGUCUGCAGGAGGAGGAGGAGGAGGAGAAGAAAUUCCUUCCACACAAACACGACAUCAUCAGUGUUCUGGGAGUCGGAGGUCAUUGGGUCACAUCACAUCAAGACCUGCAGUUGGACCCUCCAGAUUGCAGAUUACUGCAUUUAAAGUCAGCCUCCGUCUCUUUCCUGAACCCUGAAGUCUGGACGGCUUCAUCGGCCCAGCAGGGAAGAUACCUUCAUAUUCUGAAAGAUAUUGUGGAGAAAAUGUCAACUGGAGUCCUCAGACCUCAGCCGGAGGAAGCAGUUCCUCUCUACGAAGCCACAGUCGUCAUGGAGACAGUCCAGCGUCACCCGAAGAAAAAGGCCGUCAUUCAGCUCUGAUUGAAAUAAACACAUUCUGCCCAGAAUCGCGGCUCAACAGGAGCAGUUCUUUUGGGAGAGGAACAGUCAGCCAGUUUUUACUUGUUAUUCUGUGUUUUGAGGCUCUGAAAUGUAUCACAGCUGUUUCCAAUAUUGUGUUAACACAGAAAAACACACCUUGAGUUCCUCAUGUCGAGUCUCCAGGUUACCUGAGGGUUGUACUAUGAAGCAAGAUUAAUAAGUUAGCAGGCAUGUCGAGUUUAAAGGGUUUUGGAUUUACAUCAGCCAUAAGAAGCGUCUCCCUUCCACAGAUUCAUACAGAUACUCAGCUGAAGUUUUAUCUGCAAACCUGUCGACCUGUAUGUUAGUAAUCCCACCGUGUUGCCGUGAGUGCACUAAAGAAAACCUGGAUAAAAAAGAAAGUUGAGAACUAUGAUUAUCUCUGACUGGGAUUUUAGGUUUUGUUAAGCAGGCUAACUCAAAAAAAGCCUGAAUAUGUUGAACCUGCUUCAUAGUGCAGCCCCUCAGGUCACUUUCAUUUUAAACUGAAGAAAGACACAUUCAGCUUCCCUCAAAUAUGAACUUUUGACCACAUUCAUAAUAAGAAUUCCAGGUGACUUUCAUACUAUUAAACUACUGUCUGGUCAUUUCCCCUAACAGGGACAGAACCACAGCGACUUAUCUCCACUGUACAGUUACAGAAUCCAUAGAACAGAGACACAAACGCCAGCAUCACACCCUGGCAACAAACUUCCUCUGAGCAAAUAUACAAAAUUACUUUAACUAACAAAGAGCUGCUUUUUAACACUCACCACACGUUGUCUCCCAACAACCAGAAUGCGCAGACCUCCAUGAAACACUGAACAGCCAAGUCACACCCAGCAUCACUCCAGACAGCACCUGUCUUCAUUCACAGAAAUUACUAGUCUCUGCCCACAAUGGUAAUCACCCAGCAAAGCUACAAACACGUACACUGGUUCCCCUAAUGUGUAGACGAGCCCCCAUUUGUUACAACUCUGCUCUGAAGCUGCAACAAAACGGAGACAACAACAGGGUGGUGACUUAAAAAAAAGGGUUUUAUUGUAAUUGUAAGAUUUAUUGUAAGACAAAAGACUAUAAACCAAACCAAAACCAGGCUUCUGGAGCUCCAGAAGGAAGCAGCUCCUGUCAGAGAGACACACACUGGAAGUGAGGGAGGUUUGAUGCAGUUUGAGCCACUUGAUCCCAGGUGCGGCUCAAUCAGCUGAUGACCCUCAGCUUCUGAACAGGCUCACCUGGUGUCCAGGUGGAGGGUCGUCACACACGUUUGUCCUUGAAUUUAUUCAGAUUACAACAAGUAGCACCUUCAGCACAAAUAGUCAAAUUUCUAUAACAGUUUCUUCUCAAGCAUUUUGAUUCACCUGCACAUUUUUUUUAACUACUUCGGUCUGAUAUAAUGAAGGCCACGCAUCAUAUAGAUGCUUUUUAACUUUGAUUUUCUCUUCAGUCAACCCACAAAAUAAAGACAUACAAACAUUUCGGAUACAAACACAAAGUUUCACAAAAAGUAUCUCAAAUUACCUGGAUUCCAAAAGUAAGUCCAGUAUGCCAGCUUGCGACAACAAUACAUUAAACUGUCCAUACAAAGCACUUUAAUAAUGGCACCAAAUAUGAAACAAAUAAAACUUAAAGGUCACACUUACUGUAUACACCUCUCAGACCAUGCAGAAUAGUUAGGUUUUUAAGACCAUAUUGUUUCCCUCUGCAGUGUGUUGCAUCUGACCCACAGUCCCACAGGUGUGACCUGUAACUAAACUGGUCAUGUGACUUGUUUCAUCCUCCAUCAAAUGAACAUUGUAAAACAGCAACACAUUUUAAACCAAACAUCAAUUUUAAAGGUGUACAUUGUCAAAGCUACCAUUCUUAUCAUCUCAUUUAUUGUGCUUUUAAGUAGUUUUAACAACAAUAUGAAUUCAAACAUUUAUGAAAUGACGACAAAAUAUAACUAACUUGGAACUAGAAUUCUCAAAAUUACUGUCUUUUGGACAGUGACAGUUUUCAUAGUAUAAAGAGUGGAUAUUUCUAAAGAUAUUUGUGUAAUUUUAGCUUCAUAUAUUAAGCACUUUUCAGGCUAAAAUGUUUGGCAGUUUGACGUGAAUUUAUCCAAACUGCAACAAGUACGUAAGUUCAGCUGCCGUCAUGAAAUGUGUUGGAGUCUUGCCAGUAUCGUCUUCUGAACUUUCUAAUUUCUUUACUGAAUGGCUCCUAAAAAUCUCUGAAAUAAAUAAAUAAAUGACUCUUCAGAGUCAAAUCUC